This is a messenger RNA of Aspergillus sclerotioniger CBS 115572, 1540 nucleotides long. RefSeq lists its product as uncharacterized. The coding region runs from base 252 to 1343 and encodes 363 amino acids. The record is from RefSeq and is a predicted model, not a curated record. Lineage: Eukaryota; Fungi; Ascomycota; Eurotiomycetes; Eurotiales; Aspergillaceae. The transcript is spliced from 5 exons.
CGCGCUGAUGGAAGGAUGGCAAUCAGCCCCCAGCAUCGCAGUUGGAUUACAUCACUAGCUAGCACUAGGGUCUACAGCCACCUUCCUCGCACUGGUCGUGCUCGCUUUAUAUUAACUGCCCACUCCUGGCCCCUAAACAAUGGAUCGAUGAAAACCCCGAUGGGCCCCGGAGCCAGUCUGCCGUCCGUCCUGGGAAUCGUUUAUCUCACGAUGCCUCUGCGUGUGCUCAAUUUUCUGUAAAAGUUGCCGAUAUGUCCAGUCCCUUCGGUGAGCCGCCCAAGGGCCUUAAUCUCAAGGAAAGCAGCACGGCCAGGAACGAUGCCGUCGUCAUUUCCAUGUACAUGCUGGCUGCGGUCACCAUUUGCUUCCGGUUAUUUUCCCGGAAGAUGAUCCAGCAAGCCAAGAUCGGACUCGAUGACUGGUUGAUAUUAUCGGCCUUGCUUUCAGGUACAGCCAAUAUGGCCUGUGCAAUAGCCGGAGGACACUAUGGUCUUGGGAAACAUAUCUGGGUUGUCUCGAUAGAAGAUAUCGUCCACAUGGUGCAUAUUCUUUACGCAAAUGUCCUCCUCUAUAUCCUAACGGUUCCCCUCAUUAAAAUUUCCAUUAUCCUAUCCUAUCGUCGAUUGUUCGGCAUGCAGUGGACCAUGUGGGCCUGCAUCAUCCUCUCCAUCGGCUACUGGAUUGGCUGCACAGUUGCCUUCCUUUGCUCCAGCAGACCGAUCUCGUACUACUGGACGCAGUACGAAAACCCUUUGGGCGGUCACACCGUCUACAAAAUUUACCCAUUCUACAUCGCCCACGCCGUCGUCAACAUGGCUGGCGACAUUCUCAUUCUACUCGUUCCCAUACCGCUUGUCUGGCGACUGCAACUGCGAACCGCACAAAAGGUCCAGAUUCUGAGCAUCUUCCUUCUGGGUGGCUUUGUCUGCGUCGCCAGCGCCAUCCGCAUUUACUACUUCACCUUUGUCAACGACGUCGACGCCACCUGGAACCUGGGCAACGUAUUCAUCUGGUCCAGUGUCGAACCCUCGAUCGGAAUUGUCUGCGCCUGUCUCCCCGUCCUCCAACCACUCUUCCGAACCAUCAUCAACCGCCACGCGAACGCACCGAAGCGAGCCGCCAAGAAAGGCGUCCGAUUCGCACCAGAUAUCAUGAGCAAAAUCAACGGCGAUGAUCGAAAACAGCGACGCGAUGACGAAGCCGUAUUAACAACGACCUCCAUCCACGUCGAAAUGGACAGUGUUGGCAAGGGAAGAAUCAGUGACGAAGAAGAUUCCAUUGGGUACGAUUUAAUGUCAAUCAAGGUGCAAAAGGAUUUCCAAAUGGAAGAAGAGCAUCGAUAAUUAUUUUUUUUCCCUCUAUCUCUUUUUUGAUUUGUGUUUGGUUCAGCGAGUGCUUUAUGGGACGGUCUCUUAAUUUAUUCUCUCUCUCUCUCACUUUUCUCUACUGCCAUUCUUCAUGUCCAUGGGCGGUGAUUAAUUCCUACUUCUUGUAUAUACAUAGACCUCACGGUAAUACCCCUUUCAAUAGAAUACCGAUA